Rhipicephalus sanguineus (brown dog tick) is the source of this 2236-nucleotide messenger RNA. RefSeq names its product nuclear inhibitor of protein phosphatase 1 (gene NiPp1). NCBI's taxonomy places the organism in Eukaryota, Metazoa, Arthropoda, Arachnida, Ixodida, Ixodidae. Gene Ontology annotation, cellular component: nuclear speck. The record is from RefSeq and is a predicted model, not a curated record. The transcript is spliced from 7 exons. Gene Ontology annotation, molecular function: mRNA binding; protein binding; protein serine/threonine phosphatase inhibitor activity. The coding region runs from base 62 to 1060 and encodes 332 amino acids.
AGAAGGCGUGACCUGGCCCGACUUCAAAAACAGCUGUCGGCAACGGUGAUCAAAAUGUAAGAUGGCGAAUCACUACGAUGUGCCGUCUUGGGCUGGAAAGCCUCCUGUCGGAUUGCAUCUCGAUGUUCUGAAAGGCGAGAAGCUUAUACAGAAACUCAUGAUAGAUGAGAAAAAGUGCUACUUGUUCGGACGAAACCCCGAUCUGAACGACUUUGUCAUCGACCAUCAGUCGUGUUCUCGUGUCCAUGCUGCGCUCGUCUAUCACAAGCACCUGCAGAGGGCAUUCCUGGUUGACCUGGGAAGCACACAUGGAACAUUCAUCGGCACCAUUCGGCUGGAGCAGCACAAGCCCACCCAGCUGCCUGUGGACAGCAAGUUCCACUUUGGUGCAUCCACUCGCCUCUACAUCCUGCGUGAACGGCCCCAGAAGCUGGCCGCGCGGCAAGGUGACGAUUCGACCGUGACGGAGGAAGUGGAAGGUGGCCUUCUCGGCCUCCCCGAGACUGAGACCGAGCUUGAUAAUCUGACCGAGUACAACACUGCCCACAACCGGAGAAUAACGAUGCUCGGUAUCCCUGAUGAAGAGCUGAAACCUCCAAACAGGAAGCAGAAAAACCUCAGCGUCAAGUUCAACGAGGAGGAGGACGUUAUUAAUCCGGAGGAUGUGGACCCAUCCAUAGGAAGGUUUCGCAACUUGGUCCACACUGCAGUCAUCCCAAAAAAGAAGGCAAAGAUGGACACUGGAGACCCACUGAGCACCCUGUUGCCUGACUCGGACAAGUCGAGCCACAUGCACCCCUUCUCAAAGCCCGAAUCCACGCACGUCUCUCACCUAAGUACCAUCUUCUCGCCAAUGCUCUCGGCCAAGCUCGGGCUUCACCUGCCAAAUCCUGCGCCCGAGAUCGAGCCGGCCGGUGCUCCCCUCGAGAACCCUGCUGCACCGGUGGUAACGGUGCACCCAGCUGUAGUGGAUGCCAACCUACCGCCGGAACCCAAGAAGAAGAAGUACGCCAAAGAAGCAUGGCCCGGAAAGAAGCCAGUGCCCUCGUUACUCAUGUGAAAGUGGAGAUUGUUGCGUGGAACCACUGGCUGCAAUUCCAUUGUGGUGGGAAGAACAGUUCUGCUCACGGAUUUAACAGUUGAAAAGGCACUGGGCCAGCGUGUGGUAAAUGUGCGCUGGCUGCGCCAAGUGCCUCUACAUGUUCGUGCGCUGCUGUGCAUUUCGGUCGGCAGAUACAAGAAAUGAUCGACGCCAGCAGCAAAGCUGUGGUACGGACACUCGAGACAGCUACUGCCUGCAGGUGGAGCGCCACUGUGCUGCUUCGAGGUCCGUCUCUUCUUGUGAUUGGCAUUGCCAUGCUGCGGGGAAGCAGUUGUGAAAGAUAGUGUGGGUGGAUGUACGCUACUUGGGUGGUCCUGUCAGAACAACCGUUACACUGCUCACGGUAGAUUGUGUGCAUUGCUGGUCAAAAGCGCCCACACAUAAUAUUGGUGCAGUCAAUGUGCUGGGAUUUUUUAGGCUAUACAACUUUUUUGUUAUCACAUUUGACCUGUAAUGUAAUUCCAUUACUUUAUUCGGACUGCUGUACUUGUCUAAUUAUACGUUGUCCACGAAUGUGUGUUGGCCUCUACAUUCACACCCCAAUGCUGAACAAAAAAUCUUUUUCGAAGGUAGCAUAUGGGCAUUUCUAAGCAAACGGUGAGCCACUGUAUUUAGGAUAAUUGAUGAAGGUUUUAUUGGUCAAGGUCAAAGGCAGCACCACCAUUUUAACCAUGUCAUAGACUGGACAUUGUCAUGUCACAGACUGAACCAUGGGCAUUUGGUGCCUUUGAUCAUGAUUACAAAAUGGUUUUAUUUGGACGUGAUUAUUAGUAGUUUUUGUGUAAUGUUUUCGGAACAAAGGUCAGUCCUUAAUUGAGUGUAGUAACAUGGCUGUAGUGGAAUUAUGCUAAUUGCAGUGAGUGAUAUUUUAAAAAAUUUGCACAGCCUAAAAACAAAAUUACAGAAUGCCAAUCACAGCCAUUUGCGUCAUCAAAGAGACCCUUUUUUUUUGCUUUUUUGCACUGUCAUCCCUUGUCAUGCUCAGCUUGAAGUUUACUGCUCUACAACAUGACUGCUGUACAUUAUACAUAUAAGACAUCAUCAAAUCUCUUUGUACACGUUAAAUAAAGUGCAUGUUAUUGUGGACUUGCCAACUAUGCAUGCGACAGUUGCAAUAAAUCUGUGCACCUUUCA